Achroia grisella is the source of this 1423-nucleotide messenger RNA. Its product is annotated as coiled-coil domain-containing protein 102A. The record is from RefSeq and is a predicted model, not a curated record. The coding region runs from base 255 to 1400 and encodes 381 amino acids. Lineage: Eukaryota; Metazoa; Arthropoda; Insecta; Lepidoptera; Pyralidae. The transcript has 2 exons.
AAGGCAAUUAAUCUAUUCAAUUGUAUUAAAGAAGUGUAUUACAAACCUAAUUAUUAUUAGGAAACGAAUAAAUCGUUUUUAUUUUUCACUUGUGUAUAGUCUAAAACAUGAAAUUUAUUUAAACAGAUUUUAAUUAUAAUGAAAUAGUUCCUUGUUUGCUUAUAGUAAUAAAAUAAAAUAAACUAUUUGAAAUUAUUUAUCGGCUGAAAAGGAAUGAUCUAGCAGUGUUUUAUAAGAGUUAACACAAAUGAAAUAUGGCACAAAGUUCUCAUGGCGGAAGUCACCGGAGAAGUCGAGAUCACGAAGGCGCAAUGCGAUAUACCAAUACCGACUGGGAAGCCAAAGAAGCACUUUACCAGCGGGAGCUGGACGAGGCGAGAGCUCGCGCCACUCAAAUGGAAAAAACCAUGCGCUGGUGGUCAGACUGUACCGCCAACUGGAGGGAGAAGUGGACCAAGGUACGUAACGAACGGAAUAAAGCUAGAGACGAGGCCAAACAACUAAAGAACAAAUUCGAUCUCCUUACUAAAGAACUAUCUACAAUCAAAGCCGAAAAGAAUGACAUAGAACAACAAUUGAUUGAAGUAAGACAAGACAACGAGAAGUUGUUAAGUAUAGGCGAGAGUAGGAUAGUCCAAGGCGACCUAACAACAGAAGACGGUGUCGAAUUAAGAAGGAAGAAUGUAGGUUACGUAUCACCAAAUGAACCGUCGAUACGGCAGCGUGCGUCAUUAGAUUCUCACAAAUUCUCUAACGUUGAUAAUGUUCUUGCCAAUAAAUUGAGUGAGUUGAGGCUUAGGUUGGACGAAGCAAGCAAGAGUUUGCAAAGUGAGAAGGACCAGAAAGCAUUCCUGUUGACGAAAGUGGAGGCGCUCACGACGGAGUUGCACAGUACGAAGAUGGAGUUGACCCACAGUGAUCGAACUUUAGGGUCUACAGAUUCUAGUCACAGCGAGGUAGAGAGACUGCAGAACGAACUACAAGACGAGAUAGCCGCCAAACAGGUUCUAGAAGAAAGGAUAGCGGAGCUCAAAAUGGAGGUAGAACGGUUGAAAUCAGAGAAUAAUGUACAGUGGAGCAAACGAGAGCUAUUGGAAACUGAGAAUGUAGCUAUAUUGAGAGAGAACAAAAAGUUAUACGGUCAGGUCUGCGAAUUGAGGGAACAGAUACAUAAACUCAACAGAAUAUCAGACGGAAGCGCAUACGGGUUGCAGUUUGUAAACGAACAUUCAAAACUCGACUCUAAUAUAUUGUACGUAAGGAAGUCUAGCGCGAGUCCUAGAUCUCAAGAGUCAAGCAAUGGGUCUUCAGAGGCGAACCUUGCACAAUUUGACGCUAAAACAAACACAUCAGCCGAGGAAGACGAGUUAGCGAUAAUCGAAAGGAAUGAUAACUGUUGAAAAUAAAUUUACUUACUAAUAUU